Molecule: messenger RNA, 1584 nt
Organism: Anarrhichthys ocellatus (wolf-eel)
Lineage: Eukaryota; Metazoa; Chordata; Actinopteri; Perciformes; Anarhichadidae
Gene: mob1a
Product: MOB kinase activator 1A
Exons: 5
Coding region: 204-878 (224 amino acids)
Source: RefSeq, a predicted model, not a curated record
UGCCUGUCGGACUGUCGCAGAGAACCGAUAGAGGAAGAGCCAGUUUGGGUGCAGUUCAUGUUAGCCGAGAGAACGUCAACGUUACUGUUAGCAGGCAUCGCCGACAAGUGGCUCCUUGUGUCCGACCGACAAAACAAAGUUGUGUUUAUUAAAACCAGAGCUACGAGUUGUAACCGAGGCUCUCCGACGACUGCUUCUUCAAGAUGAGCUUCCUGUUUGGCAGUCGCUCAUCCAAGACCUUCAAGCCGAAGAAGAACAUCCCAGAGGGCUCCCACCAGUAUGAGCUGCUGAAACACGCUGAGGCGACACUGGGCAGUGGGAACUUGAGGCAGGCUGUCAUGCUGCCCGAGGGAGAGGAUCUCAACGAGUGGAUUGCUGUCAACACGGUGGAUUUCUUCAACCAGAUCAACAUGCUAUACGGCACCAUCACCGAGUUCUGCACUGAGACCAGCUGCUCUGUGAUGUCUGCUGGACCAAGAUACGAGUAUCACUGGGCUGAUGGCACCAACAUUAAGAAGCCCAUCAAAUGCUCCGCGCCCAAGUACAUUGACUACCUGAUGACCUGGGUGCAGGAUCAGCUGGAUGAUGAGACCCUUUUCCCCUCCAAGAUUGGAGUUCCCUUUCCCAAGAACUUCAUGUCUGUGGCCAAAACCAUCCUGAAGCGGCUGUUCAGGGUUUACGCUCACAUUUACCACCAACAUUUUGACUCUGUGAUGCAGCUGCAGGAGGAGGCCCACCUCAACACCUCCUUCAAGCAUUUCAUUUUCUUUGUUCAGGUGAGAUUACCCCGUUACAAUGUAGGAUGUAAUCCCUGCUGUGUGUCUAAUGCCCCAUUUUUACAUGCACUGUCAUCAAUAUGUACUCAAUAUAACCCAUGAAAGGAUGGAACUAGUAACAUUUAUAUACAUUUAUAACAACAACUUUGUGUGAAAAGUCACGACUUGAACAAACUCAGCAGUUUCCCAGAUUAUGUCUAAAAGGGGUUUAUAAAAAGUUGGCAUAGCAGGAGGAUUUAUGCAUGUGUGGUGUGAUAAAGGAUGUUAUCCCAAAAAGUGCCCAGUUACACUACAUAUUGUAAGUACAUACAGGGUUAAAGCAUUGCAUUGGACCCCUAAAUGUGCCAAUGCUACGACAACCUCUAUUUGUGUUAUACAGCACCACAACUCUUAUCACAUUGUGUGAGCAGCAGAGAUCAUAUCAACUGUUUCUCUUGUAGGAGUUCAGUCUCAUCGACAGGCGAGAGCUUGCUCCCCUGCAGGACUUGAUCGAGAAGCUUGGAUCCAAGGACAGAUAGACAUUUCAUCCCCCCCCCCCCUCCUUUCUUUUAACAGUUUCUUUUUCUCCUUUGUCCCCGUCUGUGACGUCCGCUACCUCUACGACUUCUAGUCUCAACUCUUAAAAUCUGUGCCUUCUUCUUCUUCUCCUCCUCCUCUUCAUUUCAUGAAUGUUCGUACUGUACUUUUCCUUUUAUUCCUUCUGUUGUCUUGUAUGCUGUCUUUGAGCCCUUUCUUCCAUCUUGCCACUCUGAAUCAUAUAAAAUAGUGUAAUAAGAAUAUUUUUUUCACAGGACUGUGGUAAAUGAUU